AUGAAGAAGAACUUCACUCGUCUCGUCGCCGGCGCGGUGUUGCUGGCGAGCGGCGUGGCGGCGGCGGAAAACUGCGCGAGCGUCGCCGUCACAGCUAUUCCUUCCUGCGCGCAAAGCUGUUUCCUCGACGGCGCGUCCUUUGUAGGAUGCGAUAGCCUCGACUUUUCAUGUCAGUGUGGACAAGAGGCGGCUCUCUACGCCGCCAUUGAGCCCUGUGUUGCAACGGGCUGCCCGGCCGCGUCGUUCCAGGCUGUCAUCAACGGAGCUUCAUCUGUCUGCGGUUGUGUCGGCGCAGGGGCUGUUGGUGGCUCAACGGUGUCCGGGUCAUUCGUCUCAGCCAUCUCGGGCUCUUCGUUCGCUUCAUCGCCUGCGACCGCAACAGCAACGGCAUCUGGAGGCGCCGGCGGCGGAGGUUCUGCGUCUGCCUCGGCAACGCAAGGCGGUGGCGGCGGAGACACAUGGAAUCCCCUCCCCACCAGCCCCCCGUUCUCGACGUCGUCGCCCGUCAAUGCUGCAGGUCGCCAAUCUGACUCAAGUCUCGCUAUGCUCGUCGCCUUUGUCGGAGUGGCAGUAGCCGCUGUGGUCGCGCAAUGA
Messenger RNA from Colletotrichum scovillei, 594 nucleotides. RefSeq names its product CFEM domain-containing protein. Lineage: Eukaryota; Fungi; Ascomycota; Sordariomycetes; Glomerellales; Glomerellaceae. Bases 1 to 594 code for a protein of 197 amino acids. The transcript is spliced from 2 exons. The record is from RefSeq and is a predicted model, not a curated record.